Molecule: messenger RNA, 1614 nt
Organism: Malaya genurostris
Lineage: Eukaryota; Metazoa; Arthropoda; Insecta; Diptera; Culicidae
Exons: 2
Coding region: 1-1614 (537 amino acids)
Biological process (GO): DNA integration
Molecular function (GO): nucleic acid binding
Source: RefSeq, a predicted model, not a curated record
AUGUCGCUGACGAAGCGACAAAAUGGACGCGAGUUCCAGACUUAUCCUCGAACAGUCGCUGGUACCGGGGACCAGAGUUGCUCUACCAAGAUGAUUCCGAUUGGCCAGAAUUUCCAAAACUCGAACCUACAAACACGGAGCUCCGCCCUCACCUACUUGCUCACGCAGUUACUAUGUGCUAUCCUGGACGAGAACGGGGUGGCUCAUGUUCAGGGACGUACAAAGGCGUGUGCAUUCAUCGAUCGUGAUUCGGCCGAACCCAUUAUUCUUCCACGCAAUCAUCAUGUCACGAAAUUAAUAAUCAUCGACACCCACGAGCGCUUCAAUCAUCAAAAUCAUUCUACAAUACUCAACGAAAUUUUACAACGUUAUCGUAUUCCGCGUCUCAAAGCAACCUAUCAAUCCGUACGAAGAAACUGUCAGCAUUGUAAAAAUUAUCAAGCUAAACCACGUCCGCCUAUCAUGGCUGAUCUUCCACAAUCACGUCUGGCUGCGUUUAGUCGCCCGUUUACCUACAUGGGGGUGGAUUAUUUCGGUCCAAUAAUGGUUCUCGUUGGACGACACUCAGAGAAACGCUGGGGAGUCUUAGCCACCUGUUUGACCACUCGCGCCAUUCACUUGCAAAUCGCUCACACACUGACCACCGACUCUUGUGUUAUGGCAAUUCGAAACGUCAUGGCUCGUAGAGGAGUCCGAGCCGUCAUCUAUAGCGAUCGAGGAACAAAUUUCCAAGCUACGUGUAAUGUUCUCAAAGUAGCAAUCCAGCAGCUCGAUCACGACAAACUUGCAACUGAAUUCAUCUCGAGCCGCACGCGAUGGUACUUUAAUCCACCAGUAUCACCACACAUGGGAGGAGCCUGGGAACGACUGAUUCGUAGUGUAAAACUUAACCUGGCUAAACUGCAACCCAACAGACUACCCACAGAUAAAGUGUUACAGAACGCGCUGAUUGAAGUCGAAAACGUGGUGAACUCACGACCACUCACCGAUAUCCCUUUAGAAGACGAUGAAUCGCCCGUGCUCACACCCAAUCAUUUCCUGUUAGGAUCGGCAAAUGGCUUGCGAUCUUGGGUACCCUUCAACGACAGCCCGUCAUAUCGUAGAAACUGUUGGACACAAUCCCAAAUGCUCGCAAACACAUUUUGGAAGCAGUGGUUGAGAGAUUAUCUGCCCACUAUCACAAGAAGAACCAAGUGGUUUACCCCGAUGAAACCUAUCUCGAUCGGUGACAUUGUAGUAAUCGUCGACCCAAAACUGGAUCGGAAUUGCUGGCCGAAAGGUCGAGUAAUCGCCACGCAACAAGCUCCCGAUGAACAAGUACGACGUGCUACUGUACAGACAGCAUGCGGUGGAAUCUACGAACGACCCGCGGUAUUACUGGCUGUGCUCGACUUAGGCGUUAACGUGAAUACGCUUCCGGAUAAUCCUCUGCGUAUUGCGGGCGGGAGUGUUGACAACGCCACAUCGAAAAGCAGUGCUUCGGUGCCCCCAUAUGAUGCUGCAACACAGGACGAAGCGGACGAAGGGAUAGUCUUCGACAAAAGCGUCACACGGUUAAACUCGGAAGAAAAACCGCCAUUGCGAUACUCUAAAAACGACGCUAAGUAUCAGUGA